UGGCCCAGUUGAGUUCCAAGCGUCGGUCACUGCAGUUGCCAUCUAGAAAUCGUGCGGAACCAGUCAGUCUAGGGAGUGGAAACCGAUCCUAUACGAUCCGAUUCUAUUCGACCUCGUCUUCAAAACUCACAUCACAAAACUAGACAAAGGCACACGCAGAGUGCUUUUUGGAUAUAGCCGAUGUUGAUCACACUAUUAGGCACUCUGGCUGCUUUUCUCGCAUUCCUCUUGACAUUGAUCUUUGGCCGCGGCCAGAAAAGAUUCAAACCAAUCCAAUCGGAAGCAACAGCAUCGGCCACGACAGCAACAACUAGCGCCAGCGACAACAACAAAACGAAUCACAGCUCCAGCGUGAUUGCAGCUACAGCAACAACAACGACAACAAUUAGAAAUCCCUCGGCUGCAUCAGCAACACCAUCAUCCGCAGUAACAGCAGCCGUUAAAGCGGGAGAAAAGCGAAUUCCAAAGGCCUGUAUCAAAAAAGUCAAGUUCUCCAGCGAGAGCCUUAAGUCCGACGUUGAGGAGCUGUGCGAAAAGCUGCAGGAUAGCGCACUGACUGACCUGAGCAACGACAACAUCCGCAUUACCUGCCAUCAGAACAACAACAACAGCAUCAGCAAGAAUAAGAACAAUAACCUGAACAACAUUGACAUCAACAUAAGCAAAAUGAGCGAAACAAAUGAGUCCAACGACACGGCAGUCCAAUCGGCGGAAGGCGAGAGGCCCAGCUUUUUGGUGGGCGACGAGAUCGAUGAGAAGGCCGCCGAGGCUGGCGAGGCCUGCGAUGAGUUCCCCCAGAAGAUGCAGAGCGAUAUUCGUCAGGGUAACGACAUUUCCGAGCGUCGCAAGCGGUUAAGGCCGAGUAUGUCCCGAGGCACUGGUCUAGGCCAGGAUCGCCAUCAGGAUCGAGAUUUCCACAUCGCCACCACCGAGGAGUUCGUGAAGCGCUUCGGCGGCACCCGUGUGAUCAACCGAGUACUGAUCGCCAACAAUGGAAUUGCAGCGGUCAAGUGCAUGCGUUCCAUCCGGAGAUGGGCCUACGAGAUGUUCAAGAACGAGCGGGCCAUUCGGUUUGUGGUGAUGGUCACGCCGGAGGAUCUGAAGGCGAACGCCGAGUACAUCAAGAUGGCGGAUCACUACGUGCCCGUGCCCGGCGGAUCGAACAACAACAACUACGCCAACGUUGAGCUCAUUGUGGACAUUGCGCUUCGCACCCAAGUGCAGGCUGUGUGGGCUGGUUGGGGUCAUGCCUCCGAGAACCCAAAGCUGCCAGAGCUGCUCAACAAGGAGGGUCUGGUGUUCCUUGGCCCCCCGGAACGUGCAAUGUGGGCGCUUGGCGACAAGGUGGCCUCCUCAAUUGUUGCCCAAACGGCUGAGAUUCCCACCCUGCCGUGGUCCGGCUCCGACCUGAAGGCGCAGUACAGUGGCAAGAAGAUUAAGAUAUCCAGCGAGCUUUUCGCCCGCGGAUGUGUGACCAAUGUGGAACAGGGUCUGGCCGCAGUUAGCAAGAUUGGCUUCCCCGUGAUGAUCAAGGCCUCGGAGGGAGGUGGUGGCAAGGGCAUUCGUCGCGUAGACACCUCCGAGGAGUUUCCGGGUUUGUUCCGCCAGGUCCAAGCCGAGGUGCCCGGAUCACCCAUUUUCGUGAUGAAGCUGGCCCGCGGAGCUCGUCACUUGGAGGUGCAACUGCUGGCGGAUCAGUACGGCAACGCCAUCAGCUUGUUUGGCCGUGACUGCUCCAUCCAGCGACGCCAUCAGAAGAUUAUCGAGGAAGCCCCUGCCAUCGUGGCCCAGCCGGAGGUGUUUGAGGACAUGGAGAAGGCCGCAGUGCGACUGGCCAAGAUGGUGGGCUACGUAAGCGCCGGAACCGUGGAGUACUUGUACGACCAGGAGGGACACUACUUCUUCCUGGAGCUGAAUCCGCGUCUGCAGGUGGAGCAUCCGUGUACCGAGAUGGUGGCUGAUGUGAAUCUGCCCGCCUGUCAGCUCCAGAUUGGAAUGGGAAUUCCGCUAUAUCGGCUCAAGGACAUCCGUCUUUUGUACGGAGAAUCUCCAUGGGGCUCCUCUGUCAUUGACUUCGAGAGCCCUCCGAACAAGCCUCGUCCCUCUGGUCAUGUCAUCGCUGCUCGAAUCACCUCUGAAAAUCCCGACGAGGGCUUUAAGCCCAGCUCGGGAACCGUGCAGGAGCUGAACUUUCGCUCCAGCAAGAACGUGUGGGGCUACUUCAGUGUGGCCGCCAGUGGAGGAUUGCACGAGUUCGCCGACUCCCAGUUUGGACAUUGUUUCUCCUGGGGCGAGAAUCGUCAGCAGGCUCGAGAGAAUUUGGUGAUUGCCCUGAAGGAGCUGUCCAUUCGUGGUGAUUUCCGAACCACUGUGGAGUACCUGAUUACUCUUCUGGAGACGAAUCGCUUCUUGGACAACAGUAUCGACACCGCCUGGUUAGAUGCCCUGAUUGCCGAACGUGUGCAGUCCGAGAAACCGGACAUCCUGCUGGGCGUGAUGUGCGGAUCGCUGCACAUCGCAGAUCGUCAGAUCACCGAAAGCUUCUCCAGCUUCCAGACCUCUUUGGAAAAGGGUCAAAUCCAGGCGGCCAACACUUUAACCAACGUCGUGGAUGUAGAGCUCAUCAACGAUGGCAUCCGUUACAAGGUGCAGGCUGCCAAGAGCGGAGCCAACUCGUACUUUCUGCUGAUGAACAGCUCGUUCAAGGAGAUCGAAGUUCACCGCCUGUCCGACGGGGGUCUGCUCAUCUCCCUGGAGGGUGCCUCCUACACCACGUACAUGAAAGAGGAGGUAGAUCGCUACCGCAUCGUGAUUGGCAACCAGACCUGCGUCUUCGAGAAGGAGAACGACCCCUCGCUGCUGCGCAGUCCGUCGGCGGGAAAGCUCAUCAAUAUGCUCGUCGAGGAUGGAGCCCAUGUGGCCAAGGGUCAGGCCUUCGCUGAGAUUGAGGUGAUGAAGAUGGUGAUGACUCUCACCUCUCAAGAGGCGGGCACAGUGACGUUUGUGCGUCGCCCGGGAGCAGUUUUGGAUGCCGGAUCUCUGCUGGGCCAUCUUGAGCUUGACGAUCCCUCGCUGGUCACUAAGGCGCAGCCAUUUAAGGGCCAGUUCACGCAGCCGGAGAAUGCUCCAGUGCCGGAGAAGCUGAAUAGGGUGCAUAACACCUACAAGAGCAUCCUGGAAAACACGCUGGCUGGCUAUUGCCUGCCGGAGCCGUUCAAUGCCCAGCGACUAAGGGACAUCAUCGAGAAGUUCAUGCAGAGCCUGCGAGAUCCCUCUCUGCCUCUGCUGGAGUUGCAGGAGGUUAUCGCCUCCAUUUCGGGCCGCAUCCCCAUCUCCGUGGAGAAGAAGAUCCGCAAGCUGAUGACGCUGUACGAGCGGAACAUCACCAGUGUCCUGGCCCAGUUUCCAUCGCAACAGAUCGCGAGCGUAAUCGACAGUCAUGCGGCAACGCUGCAGAAGCGUGCUGACCGCGACGUCUUCUUCCUGACCACCCAGACCAUUGUGCAGCUGGUGCAACGCUACCGGAAUGGCAUCCGCGGCAGAAUGAAGGCCGCCGUGCACGAGCUGCUGCGUCAGUACUACGACGUGGAGUCGCAGUUCCAGCACGGCCACUACGACAAGUGCGUGGGAUUGGUGCGGGAGCACCACAAGGACGACAUGUUGACGGUGGUCAACACCAUCUUCUCGCACUCCCAGGUGGCCAAGAAGAAUCUGCUGGUCACCCUGCUCAUCGAUCACCUGUGGGCCAACGAACCCGGACUGACGGAUGAGCUGGCCAACACGCUGAGCGAACUGACCUCCCUGAACCGAGCGGAGCACUCGAGGGUGGCUCUGCGAUCCCGCCAAGUGCUUAUCGCUGCCCACCAGCCGGCCUACGAGCUGCGCCACAACCAAAUGGAGUCGAUCUUUUUGUCGGCCGUCGACAUGUACGGCCAUGAUUUCCACCCGGAGAACCUGCAACGCCUAAUUCUGUCUGAGACGUCCAUAUUCGACAUUCUGCACGACUUCUUCUAUCACUCUAACCGCGCUGUGUGCAACGCCGCUCUGGAGGUUUAUGUGAGGAGAGCCUACACCUCCUACGAGCUGACUUGCCUGCAGCAUCUGGAGCUCUCCGGCGGUCUGCCGCUGGUGCACUUCCAGUUCCUCCUUCCCACCGCUCAUCCGAACAGGCUGUUCUCGCGCAUGUCCUCGCCCGAUGGAUUGGAUCAGGCGGCGGCCGAGUCCCUGGGAAACUCAUUCGUGCGCACUGGUGCGAUAGCGGCCUUUGACUCCUUCGAGCACUUCGAGAUGUACUCGGACGAAAUUCUGGAUCUGUUGGAGGACUUUGUCUCGCCGGCCAUGGUCAACGCCAAGGUGUUGGAGGCCGUGGAGGCGGCGGACUCCAUUUCGGAUAGCCGGCACAGCACCUCGAUCAACGUAUCGCUGUCGGAUCCCGUGACCCGGGCUAAUGCUGCCGAGGAGGCCAAGUCCACGGAACCUAUUCAUAUCGUUAGCGUUGCAGUGAGGGAAACCGGAGAGUUGGAUGAUCUGCAGAUGGCCCAGAUCUUUGGCAAUUACUGUCAGGAGCACAACGAGGAGCUUUUCCAGCGGCGCAUCCGCAGGAUUACGUUCGCCGCUCUGAAGAAGCGACAGUUCCCGAAGUUCUUCACCUAUCGAGCCAGGGACAAGUUCACGGAAGAUCGUAUUUACCGACAUCUGGAGCCUGCGUCUGCUUUCCACCUCGAACUGAAUCGCAUGAAGACAUACGACCUUGAGGCUCUGCCCACGGCUAACCAGAAGAUGCAUCUCUAUCUCGGCAAGGCCAAGGUUUCCAAGGGUCAGGAGGUCACGGAUUACCGAUUCUUUAUUCGCUCGAUCAUUCGCCACUCGGAUCUGAUCACCAAGGAAGCAUCAUUCGAAUAUCUGCAGAACGAAGGAGAGCGCGUGCUACUGGAGGCCAUGGAUGAGCUGGAGGUGGCCUUCUCGCACCCGCACGCCAAGCGCACCGACUGCAACCACAUCUUCCUGAACUUUGUGCCCACCGUCAUAAUGGAUCCGGCAAAGAUUGAGGAAUCCGUAACAAAGAUGAUCAUGCGCUAUGGUCCCCGUCUGUGGAAGUUGCGUGUGCUGCAGGCUGAGCUCAAGAUGGUCAUCCGCCAGUCGCCACAGUCACCCACUCAGGCAGUGCGUCUGUGCAUUGCAAACGACUCGGGCUACUUCCUGGAUAUUUCCAUGUACACGGAACAGACGGAACCGGAAACAGGAAUCAUCAAGUUCAAGGCUUAUGGAGAAAAGCAGGGAUCUCUGCACGGUCAUCCCAUCUCCACUCCCUACAUGACCAAGGACUUCCUGCAGCAGAAACGCUUCCAGGCGCAGUCAAACGGCACCACCUAUGUCUAUGACGUGCCGGACAUGUUCCGCCAGAUGACCGAGCGUCACUGGAGGGAAUUUUCGAAGGCGCGGCCCACAGUGGACAUCCGCAUCCCCGACAAGAUUCUUAUCGAGUGCAAGGAGCUGGUCCUUGAGGGCGACAGUCUGGUAGAAAUGCAGCGUCUGCCUGGCGAAAACAAUUGCGGCAUGGUAGCUUGGCGCAUUGUCCUGGCUACUCCGGAAUACCCGAAUGGCCGUGAGAUCAUUGUGAUAGCCAACGACUUAACCUACCUGAUUGGUUCCUUCGGCAUUAAGGAGGACGUGCUGUUCGCCAAGGCCUCGCAGUUGGCCCGCCAACGCAAAGUGCCCAGGAUAUACAUCUCCGUGAACAGCGGUGCCCGUAUCGGACUUGCUGAGGAGGUGAAGGCAAUGUUCAAGAUCGCAUGGGAGGAUCCAGAGGAGCCAGACAAGGGUUUCAAGUACCUCUACCUCACCACCGAGGACUACGCACAGGUCGCCAGCUUAAAUUCGGUGAGAGCUAUCCUCAUCGAGGACGAGGGCGAGCAGCGCUACAAGAUAACCGACAUUAUCGGCAAGGACGACGGCUUGGGCGUGGAGAACCUGCGCUACGCUGGUCUGAUUGCCGGUGAGACGUCACAGGCCUACGAGGAAAUCGUAACCAUCGCCAUGGUCACCUGCCGCACCAUCGGUAUUGGGUCGUAUGUGGUGCGUCUAGGCCAGCGCGUCAUCCAAAUCGACAACUCGCACAUUAUACUCACGGGCUACGCUGCGCUGAACAAGCUGCUUGGACGCAAGGUGUACGCCUCCAACAACCAACUGGGUGGCACCCAGAUUAUGUUCAACAACGGAGUCACGCACAAGACUGAGGCUAUCGAUCUAGACGGCGUCUACACCAUCCUCGACUGGCUCUCUUACAUCCCCGCCUACAUUGGGUGCGACCUGCCAAUUGUCCUGCCCAGCGAUCGAAUCGAUCGACCUGUGGACUUCAUGCCCACCAAGUCGCCGUACGAUCCGCGCUGGAUGCUCGGUGGCCGAGUGAAUCCCGUGAAUGCCAACGAAUGGGAGAACGGCUUCUUCGACCGCGACUCGUGGAGCGAAAUCAUGGCGUCGUGGGCCAAGACGGUCGUCACCGGACGCGCUCGACUGGGCGGUGUUCCCGUGGGCGUAAUUGCCGUGGAGACACGGAGUGUGGAAGUUGAGAUGCCCGCCGAUCCCGCGAAUCUCGACUCGGAGGCCAAGACCCUGCAGCAGGCGGGUCAGGUGUGGUAUCCGGAUUCCUCGUAUAAAACAGCACAAGCCAUCAAGGACUUUGGGCGGGAGGAGCUCCCGCUGAUCGUAUUCGCCAACUGGCGUGGCUUCUCCGGCGGCAUGAAGGACAUGUACGAGCAGAUCGUCAAGUUCGGUGCCUACAUCGUCGACGGCCUGAGGGAAUACAAGAAGCCGGUGCUCAUCUACCUGCCUCCCAAUGCCGAGCUGCGAGGUGGAGCCUGGGCUGUGCUGGAUUCCCUCAUCAACCCGCGUUACAUGGAAACGUAUGCUGAUCCGGAGGCACGAGGUGGAGUGCUCGAGCCGGAGGGCAUUGUUGAGAUUAAGUACAAAGAAAAGGACCUGGUCAAGACGAUACAUCGCUUGGAUCCAACCACGAUUGCGCUGAAAAAGGAGUUCGAUGAUGCGAAUGCCUCCGGAGACAAGGUCAAGGCUGCCCAGAUGGACGAAAAGAUCAAGGCACGCAUCUCUGUUUUGAUGCACGUCUAUCACACGGUAGCAGUUCACUUUGCCGAUCUGCACGACACACCUGAGAGGAUGUUAGAGAAGGAGUGCAUCAGUGAAAUUGUUCCCUGGCGCGAUUCUCGCCGCUGGCUCUUCUGGCGCCUGCGCCGUCUACUACUCGAGGAUGCUUACAUCAAAAAGAUCCUGCGCGCCCAGGACAAUCUCUCCGUGGGCCAGGCUAAGCAGAUGCUGCGCCGCUGGCUCGUAGAAGAAAAGGGAGCCACUGAGGCUUACCUGUGGGACAAAAACGAGGAAAUGGUGGGCUGGUAUGAGGAGCAGAGCAAUGCCGAAUCCAUUGUUUCCCGAAACGUGAAUUCCGUCAGACGGGACGCCAUUAUUUCAACCAUUUCAAAAAUGCUCGAGGAUUGCCCCGACGUAGCGCUGGACGCUGUGGUGGGACUCUGCCAAGGCUUAACGCCCGUAAAUCGGGGAGUAGUCGUACGCACACUAGCCCAAAUGCAGCUGAAUGAGGAGACCUCUAACACCAACCAGGGAUGAUUCUACGCUAUGUUCUAAGUUCUUUUUAGGCCCUUCUUUUCACCCCUUCCCCAUCCCGCCUCCCACCACAUCUCUCAGACCCGUUUUGCGCUUGUAAAAUACCGCAAAGCCUUGCAUGACGUGCAUUUUGUUUAGUUGAAUUUGUUUAAACGUAAUUAGCCUAAAUCUAGUUAUGUAUUGGAGUUGUAAGCAUGGGUAAAUUGUUGCCAAAUGGCCCCGAUAAGCUAGUUGUAUCGUGUACAUAUUCGAUUAUGUAUAUCCCUGGGAUACAAAUCAUUCCAAUAGUUGUCUAAGAACUAAAGUCCUUUGUACACAGAGCUUUUUGAAUUAUACGAGUUACUGAAAAUAUACAUAUAUAUGGUACAAUACAAUUUUUUUAAAAAUCGGUA
Molecule: messenger RNA, 8027 nt
Organism: Drosophila ficusphila
Lineage: Eukaryota; Metazoa; Arthropoda; Insecta; Diptera; Drosophilidae
Gene: ACC
Product: acetyl-CoA carboxylase
Exons: 14
Coding region: 181-7638 (2485 amino acids)
Biological process (GO): fatty acid biosynthetic process
Molecular function (GO): ATP binding; acetyl-CoA carboxylase activity; metal ion binding
Source: RefSeq, a predicted model, not a curated record